AUGGAGAGUUGUCGCCCCUGUAAGAGUUGUGGAAAGAGGACUAUCAUCUCCGAUGAUGCAACGUGCAGCUUGGUUUGCUCAUCGUGCGGAGUCAUCCAUGAAUUUGAUGAUUUACAGCACCAUUUUGGCGGCCUCAGUGGCCCCAUCGAGACAUUUGUCCGCACCGGCACUGCUGGUACCAGUAAUGUCUGUCGUUACAUGGAAACAAAAAUAUACAGAGCUAAAGAUACCCUUGAACGCAUUACUUCAUUGUUGAAUUUUUGGCCAUCCAAGACGAAUGAGGAUAAUAAACCUUUGCCGCUUUCUGAGGUGGCCGAUAAGGUCGGUUGUGAUAUUUUUGAGCUUGGUUGGAUGUGUUUGGUGAAGUGGUAUUUGACGACAGAGCGGAGAUUGAUUCCGAUUGUUGUGGCCGUAUUGGUAUUUGUUGCACAAUUGAAUGAGGUUGAUGUUCGGCUAGAGGACAUGGCAAAGGAAUUACAUGUGGAUGUUGGUACAUGUGAGUUGCGGUAUAAGGAGCUUUUAAAUAAUCUUGUGAAAGUUGCACAAGCAUUGCCUUGGGACAAGGAUAUUACGGUUAAGAACAUCAUGAAAAAUGCACGAUUCGUGAUUCAAUAUAUGGAGUUGAAGUCAAUGUCUAAGCAUGGUGAGAAGAGGAAGAGUUUAGAGCAUGUUGGAUUUGAUUUGGAUGGUUUGGUUCGUGAUUGUUUGAGCAAAGAAGUUGAAUUUGGGAUGGAUAGUUACGGCAUGGAAAAUGAUUCUCAGUAUUUUGAGGUAGAAGAUCCGACUGGUUCCUCAAGAUGGAGUAUAGAUGAUUUGGAGAAGCUCAAGAUUUCACAUGAAUGCUUGUCACUGUUAUAUUCAGAGUUAUCAAAUGAAGUUUCUAAUGCCAAUUCAGUGGGAGAGAGUGAGAGUGACAAUAGAAGGAAAAGAGGGAUGGGGUUUGACGUUUUAGAGUAUAGGGAGUGGUGGAAAGGAAAAUCAGAACUGAGCAAAAAGCUUUUCCUCAAGCAAAUACUGGAGAAAGAUGUAGGACUGAAUGCUUUGCCUUCCUCUUUCGUCUCGGGAUGGUUGGCAUAUUAA
Camellia sinensis is the source of this 1080-nucleotide messenger RNA. Lineage: Eukaryota; Viridiplantae; Streptophyta; Magnoliopsida; Ericales; Theaceae. The record is from RefSeq and is a predicted model, not a curated record.